This is a messenger RNA of Umbelopsis ramanniana AG, 404 nucleotides long. RefSeq lists its product as uncharacterized. Bases 161 to 322 code for a protein of 53 amino acids. The transcript has a single exon. NCBI's taxonomy places the organism in Eukaryota, Fungi, Mucoromycota, Umbelopsidomycetes, Umbelopsidales, Umbelopsidaceae. The record is from RefSeq and is a predicted model, not a curated record.
GACCCUGCAAAAUUUGUUCCUCAGUUUGUGAUCAAACUACGACGUUUUCAGAAAAAAAAAAAGAGGAAGCUGCUUUACAUCCUCAUUUCAACUUUGCUCCAUUUCAUUCUUCAUCACUCUCCAUCCAUAGUCACAUCUCUCAUCUCUUGAAUGCCAGCUCAUGGCUUCUCACUCUCCUAUAUUAAGCCAGCAUGGCCACUCAUCCUCUCCGAGAUCCACAACUAAAUCAAAAGCAUCCCAUGAGGCUCGUAUCAAGCGUCUCAAAGUUGGACGAGCAUGCUUCACAUGUCGUCAGAAAAAGAUCAAGGUAAUGCAUCUUUAGUCAAUACCCAUGUCCGCCUGUGAUGGCUAUAGCAUGCCACUUGCUCGACCUGGGCUUUUUUUUUUAAUCGAUACCACCGUUC